CAGCCAACUUCCCCUUCUACUUUCGGUGUUGUUUCAUGUGACUUUUUCAACAUUAGCUCAAUUUUUAAGCAGAUGGCAUUUGCUGUUCACUUGUUCCUCCUUUGUGGCAUCAAUGGACUAUUGACUGGAGUUUGGUCUUUUCCUGUACACCAUUGGAAAAACAUUAACUGUCCUAGCGCAGAUUGGGUUCAGGUGGACUGUUAUUGUUUCCUCUACCAAGACAGCACAGCGAAUUUUGCAGAUGCAGAGGCUGCUUGCAUUGCUUUAGAGGCUAACCUUGCCUCUAUCCGCAACAAUGUGGAAAAUGCGAUCAUUCGUCAACUGCUUGUCAAUGAUACUGCAACGAAAGCCUGGAUUGGACUCCAUGAUGCAAUUCAGGAUGGUGACUUUAUAUGGACUGAUGGCUCAUUUGAUAAUUUCCGGAACUUUGAUUCCAUGAAUUCGGAGCCUGAUAACUCUGGUGAUUGUGUAGAAAUAAACGAUGACGGACUUUGGCAGGAUGAAAACUGUACAACCCUAAACACAUAUGUUUGCCUCCAAAAUUUGUGCAAUGGCGGAAAUCGUGACAAUCCAGACAAUUGUUCUGAGGGACCAACAACCACCACCCUAACUCUUCGUAUUCAUAUGGUUAAAUCUUUGUAUAUGAAUAAAAUUGGAUGCAAAAUUGUGCUGUUCACAUACGUGAGUCUGAGAAACUGUUUGGGUUGGAAGUGUUUUAAUGUCAAGUGAGACUAAAAGCUGUGA
Molecule: messenger RNA, 744 nt
Organism: Syngnathus acus (greater pipefish)
Lineage: Eukaryota; Metazoa; Chordata; Actinopteri; Syngnathiformes; Syngnathidae
Product: galactose-specific lectin nattectin-like
Exons: 8
Coding region: 73-729 (218 amino acids)
Source: RefSeq, a predicted model, not a curated record